Centruroides sculpturatus (bark scorpion) is the source of this 1602-nucleotide messenger RNA. RefSeq names its product APOBEC1 complementation factor-like. Bases 72 to 1367 code for a protein of 431 amino acids. The record is from RefSeq and is a predicted model, not a curated record. The transcript is spliced from 5 exons. Gene Ontology annotation, cellular component: nucleus. Gene Ontology annotation, molecular function: mRNA binding. NCBI's taxonomy places the organism in Eukaryota, Metazoa, Arthropoda, Arachnida, Scorpiones, Buthidae.
AGGCCGACCAAUGAGGAGGGGCGACGGUUACGGGAUCGAGCGGUACGCCGGCAUCGAAGUCACUCGAGAGUAUGGCGCAACAGGUUUCGACGGUGGAUCCUCCGAAGAGCAAGGAGGCCGCUCUUCUGGCCCUCAUGGACAGGACCGGGUAUAAUAUAGUUCAAGAGAACGGACAGCGGAAAUUCGGGCCUCCUCCCGACUGGAACGGGCGCCCCCCACCCAAGGGCAGCGAAGUGUUCGUGGGCAAAAUCCCUCGCGACCUGUACGAAGACGAGUUGGUGCCCGUCUUCGAAAAGAUGGGGCGCAUAUACGAAAUUCGUCUGAUGAUGGAUUUCAGCGGAAGCAACCGGGGCUACGGUUUCGUCAUGUACACCGGGCCGGCCGAGGCCAAGAGGGCCGUCAGGGAACUGGACAAUUUCGAGAUUCGCAAGGGUCGCUUCAUCGGGGUGUGCAAGUCGGUAGACAACUGCCGACUGUUCGUGGGCGGAAUCCCCAAAAACAAGACCAAGGAGGAGAUUCUGACGGAGAUGAGGAAGGUGACCGAGGGGGUGGUCGACGUCAUCCUGUACAGCAGCGUGACCGACAAGUCCAAGAACCGCGGAUUCGCCUUCGUGGAGUACGAGAACCACCGAGCCGCCGCCAUGGCCAGGAGGAAGCUCAUCCCCGGCAAGAUCCAGUUAUGGGGCCACGAGAUCGCCGUGGAUUGGGCCGAGCCCGAACCGGAGGUGGACGAGGAAACCAUGUCCAAAGUUACCGUUUUAUACGUAAGAAACUUGAUGCUCUCUUCGACCGAAGAUAAAAUUAGAGACGUAUUCUCCUGUAACAAUUCCUUAAAAGUUGAAAAAGUGAAGAAGUUGAGAGAUUUUGCUUUCGUACAUUACAAAAGCAGGGAAGACGCCGAAAAAGCAUUGAAUUCUCUUAAUGAUUUUAUUCUUGAUGGUUCGGCAAUAGAAGUAACCUGGGCAAAACCAGUUGACAGGUCUACCAAACAAAGAAGUCGCCCUACUUCGGGAACAGCUGUUAACACUUACGGACCCUAUAUCUAUAGCCAAGCAAAUUUAGACCCGUUUAAUUAUGGAGCCGCCAGUAUGGUUUAUCCACCACCCCCUCCUCCUCCUUUUCAUGUUCCACAAUCGAGUGCUACAGUAAGCGGAGGAACAGUUCGAGUUGCAAUUAGAGGUAGAGGAAGAGGUGCUGCAGGACUACGAGGUGCAAGAGGAUAUGCUGGAGGAUUUGGAAGAGGAGCAACAGGUUAUCGUAAACCUUUAGAGUCAUCAAGAACAUUCAACUAUCAUUUUAUUCUGAACUUCUUUUUAAAAGAUGCCAUUAAUAUGUGCUGCCACUUGCAAAUGUACCAAGAUAACUGAUGCAACCCACAACAUCUACUGUAGUGGAACGUCCCUAGUCUUCUCUUUGGAGUUUGGAUUUCAUAAGUGGCAAUAAAUUUGCACAUUAAACAAGAAUUAUGGGUGGGAUUCUACUCUGAAGUGAUAAUCAAAAUUUAAUUAAAUCACCCAAAUUUAAUGAUCAUUAAAAUUUUUAACAGAUGAUGACUUAUAUGUACACUCAUAUUUAGUUUAUAUUUUUUAUUAACUAAAUUAC